UUUCUCCGAUAGAAAGACAGAUUCUUCGAAGUUUCCAUUCUUUUUCAGACACUUGAAAAGUUUUAAUCAAAUGCAUGCCGUCUCUGUUGGCGUUUCCCUUUGACCAACGCGACCAGAUGAGGAGGCGAGCUUUUCUACACAGUGACACAGGUGAAUGGCCGACAGGUGAAAAGCCGAGAGUUUGAAUAAAGCACGAGCUGAAUUACGGGAGAAUGAGCGAUCCAACGUCGAGAGCUUGUAGGGAGCGUUAUAUCGCUCAGAAGAGGCGGAAGAUAACUGUGCCCAAGAAGAAAACUCUGAAGGAGUAUUUCGAGACGCAGUACUAUUUUACCAAAGGGCAUGAAUACAUGGGAGAAGCCAGAAAUGUUCUCGAGGAGCAAUCUCCUUUCAUUUAUCCUCCUUGUUCCCUCAUGUUCGCUUACUUUCAAUAUUGGAAAGCGAAACAACGUACUACGAAUAAGGAAAAAAGGACGCUUUUCAACAGGAAAGCUUUACACCAGCUUUUACGAUCUCUUCGUGUGGACGUGGACAUCGAAGCGUUGGAGGCAAAAAAGCACAAAGAUUUGGACGAAGCUAUAGCCAUCACCGAUGUGGAUCCACGUUACUUUUCGGAAUUGGAUGCCAGGCUGGUGAGAGAAAAGUUCUCCGUACGCAAGUAUGUGGAGGAUUGUCGUGAAAUUUUAAAGUGUCGGCUGUUGGCUGGCCAGCAAAUGGACGAUUGCAUUCGUAUAGAUCAACAAUUCGUCGAGGAGCAAAAAAGACUCGAUAAGAUCAAGCGACGAUAUCGUCGAUACAUAAGCGGUUUCGAGGAAUUUCUCUCGAAGGACCACGAGGAGAGUAUGAACAGUCUACUACUCGCUGAAAACGAGUCGAAGAAAACUAGAGAGAUGACGGAUCACAGGAAUAAGCUUUCUGUCGAAUACGGCCGGGUUAGAUUGGAAGUAUAUCACUGGGAAGAGAGCUGGAGAAUGAUGAAGAUGUGUCAACGAUUCCUCUAUCAGGUAGCUCCGAUUUCAUGGCGCACAGAGCACGAUUGGAUCCAUCGCACUGAUUCCGGAGAGAGCAUCACUUACGACCAUGCCGAGGAUUUAUUCGGACGAUACAGAAUGCUGGGUGACGUUGCUUCCCUCGACGCCCUUAUAGGUGAUCGUAUCAAAUAUCUAUCUUUUAUCUCUCCUUCAUUCAAUUCGACCUGUGGAAAAAUUUUAUGUUAGAGCUCGCUUACACAC
Apis florea (little honeybee) is the source of this 1229-nucleotide messenger RNA. Its product is annotated as cilia- and flagella-associated protein 100. NCBI's taxonomy places the organism in Eukaryota, Metazoa, Arthropoda, Insecta, Hymenoptera, Apidae. The record is from RefSeq and is a predicted model, not a curated record.